UGACAGUGGUAAUGCAGGGUGUUUAACUAGUGGAUUUUUAUUCAAUAAAAAGACAUGGACGCUAAAACACAGAUACAAGAAGCAAUCAAAAGCCAAGGUGAAGUAGUGCGGAAGCUGAAGGCGGAGAAGGCAAGCAAAGAUCAGUGCUAGGGUUGCUUACCACUUUUCUCCUGUUCUUCCUGCCUGACUCGGAUGACCUAUGGCUGCUGAACCUCCACCGUCCUUUUUGCUUGUGUGGAAUCUGAACUGACCUGGAAAACUGCUGUAUACUCCCACUUCCUAAUUCAAUACCUGUGGUCCUCGGAUGACUUUGAUCCAAAUGGAUGCUAAAUAUCGACUUGAAUGACUUUUUGAAACCAACUCUACUUGUGCUGUCGACAACAUGCUGGCCAUGUUUGGUGUCCGUGCAUGCUCUGCAUUAUUGGGUUCAUGGACUGUGUCACGGGUUCGACUCCUGCAUUCUCUCUCUGGGAUGACUGCUGCUCAGAUUGAUGAAGAAGUAGCAAAACUCUUGGAGCUGAAAGCCAAGUUAGGAGAUGAUGGCAAACAUCAGUUUGUACUCAAGACACCAAAGGGAACACGGGAUUACAAUCCCAAACAGAUGGCCAUCAGAGAGAAGGUCUUUAAUACCAUCAUCCACUGCUUCAAGCGUCACGGAGCUGAAACCAUUGAUACUCCUGUAUUUGAACUGAAGGAAACAUUGACAGGGAAAUAUGGAGAAGACUCAAAACUAAUCUAUGACCUGAAAGACCAAGGAGGAGAGCUGCUGUCCCUCAGAUAUGACCUUACUGUUCCCUUUGCUCGUUAUCUGGCCAUGAAUAAAAUAACUAAUAUUAAGCGUUAUCACAUUGCAAAAGUCUAUCGUCGGGACAACCCAGCCAUGACUCGUGGGCGCUAUAGAGAGUUUUACCAGUGUGAUUUUGACAUAGCAGGGCAGUAUGAUGCUAUGAUCCCAGAUGCUGAAUGCCUGAAAAUUGUCUAUGAAAUCCUUGGAGAACUGGACCUUGGAGACUUUCUCAUUAAGGUGAAUGACAGACGAAUCCUCGAUGGAAUGUUUGCCGUCUGUGGUGUUCCAGAUGAUAAAUUCCGCACCAUCUGUUCCACUGUGGACAAACUGGAUAAGAUGCCUUGGGAGGAUGUGAAGAAGGAAAUGGUGAAUGAAAAGGGCUUGUCAGAGGAGGCAGCUGACCAGAUUGGAACCUAUGUCAGUAUGCAUGGAGGGAUGGACCUUGCUGAGCGGCUUCUCCAAGAUCCCAAAAUAUCCCAGAGUAAGCAGGCCUGUGCUGGUCUGACCGACAUAAAGCUGCUCUUCAGUUACCUGCAGCUGUUCCAGAUAACAGACAAGGUGGUAUUUGACCUGAGUUUAGCUCGUGGCUUGGACUACUACACAGGUGUUAUCUAUGAGGCCGUGCUGACACAGGCAGGAGUAGCCCCAGUAGUUGUUGAAACUCAGAACGGGCCUCCAGGCUCUACAGAGGAGAGUGUGAGUGUGGGCAGUGUGGCAGGAGGGGGACGAUACGAUGGACUGGUAGGCAUGUUCGACCCCAAGGGAAGGAAAGUGCCUUGUGUGGGCGUCAGCAUUGGCAUAGAGAGGAUCUUCUCCAUCAUGGAGCAGAAAGCUGAGGCCUGCACAGAGAAGGUUCGUACCACAGAGGUGCAGGUCAUGGUGGCUUCUGCACAGAAGAACCUGCUGGAGGAAAGACUCAAACUUGUCACUGAGCUCUGGAAUGCUGGCAUUAAGGCAGAGGUAAUGUACAAGAAGAACCCCAAGUUGCUGAGUCAGUUACAACACUGUGAGGAGUCUGGGAUCCCCCUAGUGGCCAUACUGGGAGAACAAGAGCUAAAGGAUGGAGUGGUCAAACUCCGAGUUGUUGCCAAUAGAGAAGAGGUUGACAUCUCUAGAGGAGACCUAGUGGAAGAAAUCAAAAGAAGGACCUCAUAAGACUAUCUGCACCAGCUAUGAGCUGAAUUUCAGAGACAGUCUGCUAAUAACUGUUAUUACUCUAAACGGCAUGUCUGAUACACACAACAUUUAAAAUACCAGUGUCAUUUGAAUUUAGGGAGAUGCACUAAACAAAGCUAGCCAAAUACCCAAUAUGAACAAUAUAAAUAUAAACAACUUUUUUUCAUAUUUCCUUAAUUCCUGAGGACAAACAAGUCAAGCUCAUGAAAGGCAAGUUUAAGUAACUUCUGCUUGUACCAUAUGUUUUUGUCCAUGUGUCCAAAUAAAAUUUUGUGGGAUACAGUGUGGAAUAUAA
Messenger RNA from Boleophthalmus pectinirostris (great blue-spotted mudskipper), 2258 nucleotides. It is a transcript of the gene hars, whose product is annotated as histidyl-tRNA synthetase. The transcript has 14 exons. Gene Ontology annotation, cellular component: mitochondrion; cytoplasm. Gene Ontology annotation, biological process: histidyl-tRNA aminoacylation; mitochondrial translation. The coding region runs from base 383 to 1942 and encodes 519 amino acids. NCBI's taxonomy places the organism in Eukaryota, Metazoa, Chordata, Actinopteri, Gobiiformes, Gobiidae. Gene Ontology annotation, molecular function: histidine-tRNA ligase activity; identical protein binding; ATP binding. The record is from RefSeq and is a predicted model, not a curated record.